GCUGGCGGCGCCCGCAGCGGCCGGGGCGGGGCCAACGCGGGCCCCUCCUCCUCCGGCCUGGGCCCCGCCCUUGCUCUCCCGCCGGGCGGGGGUCCUCCUCCCACCCCGCCCUGCACCCGGUGGCGCCCGCUCCCCCCAGGGUGCCAUGGCCUCGCGGCUCCUGCACCGGCUGCGGCACGCCCUGGCCAGCGAGGGCCCCGGGGAGGCGGCGGCGGGCCCGGAGGCCGAGCAGUUCCCGGAGACCUCCGAGCUGGAGGACGACGACGCCGAGGGCCUGUCCUCCCGUCUCAGCGGCACCCUCAGCUUUACCAGCGCGGAGGACGACGAGGACGACGAGGACGAGGACGACGAGGAGGCCGGCCCCGACUCGCCGUCUCCCGGGGACAGAACACCGGGAGAAGGGCCAGAACGGUGCCCCCCACCCGAUGGGCAGCGAGGCAGUCAAUUCCUAGCCCCGGAGCUAUAGGAUUUCUGGAAGAAAUCCCAAUACACUCUGGUAUCCCGGCAGCUGCUCUUUGAGGUGACCAGCGCCAAUGUUGUCAAGGACCCGCCCUCCAAGUACGUGCUCUACACCCUCGCCGUGAUGGGUCCAGGGCCACCAGAUCGCCAGCCCGCCCAGAUCUCUCGCCGCUACUCAGACUUUGAGCGGCUGCACCGAAAUCUGCAGCGGCAAUUCCGGGGCCCAAUGGCUGCCAUCUCCUUCCCCCGUAAGCGCCUGCGCCGGAAUUUUACCGCAGAGACGAUUGCCCGCCGUAGCAGAGCCUUUGAACAGUUUUUGGGCCACCUACAGGCGGUGCCUGAGCUACGCCAUGCCCCAGACCUGCAGGACUUCUUCGUGCUGCCAGAGCUGCAGCGGGCACAGAGCCUCACCUGUACCGGCCUCUAUCGUGAGGCCCUGGCGCUCUGGGCCAAUGCCUGGCAGCUGCAGACCCAGCUGGAUGCCCCCUCUGGCCCAGACCGUCCUCUGCUGACCCUGGCUGGGCUGGCUGUGUGCCACCAGGAGCUGGAGGACCCUGUGGAGGCCCGGGCCUGCUGUGAGAAGGCCCUGCAGCUGUUGGGAGAAAAGAGCCCCCAUUCUUUCCUGGCACCCUUCCUGGAGGCCCAUGUCMGGCUCUCCUGGCGCCUGGGCCUGGACAAACGCCACUCAGAGGCCCGGCUCCAGGCCCUGCAGGAAGCAGGCCUUACACCCACGCCACCCCCCAGUCUCAAAGAAUUGCUCAUCAAGGAGGUGCUGGGAUAACCCUUGGCUAGUCUUAAAGCCACUGUGGGGAGAAGGGCUGCCCCAGGAUUUGGGGGGGCAGGGGACUGAAGAGGAGRACAUGGAAAGCAGCUAGAAGGCUGCGUACUGAGAGCCCUCAGAAGUUCCACAGAGAAUUUGCAGUGGACGGAAGAAAUGUUGUUGUUGAGAUGGGCUCAGGACAAGCUUUGGCUGGGGGUUGGUACCCAGGGAAUGGUACAAGGAGGAAGUCUGACACAGCCCCUCUAGCUUAUUCA
Urocitellus parryii (Arctic ground squirrel) is the source of this 1494-nucleotide messenger RNA. It is a transcript of the gene Snx21, whose product is annotated as sorting nexin family member 21. Gene Ontology annotation, cellular component: early endosome membrane. NCBI's taxonomy places the organism in Eukaryota, Metazoa, Chordata, Mammalia, Rodentia, Sciuridae. The record is from RefSeq and is a predicted model, not a curated record. Gene Ontology annotation, biological process: protein transport. Gene Ontology annotation, molecular function: protein binding; phosphatidylinositol phosphate binding.